GAGAGGCGUCCUGGAGGCGGGGCGGCGGCGCCACUUGCCUCAUCGCCUCAUCAUCAUCAGCAUCAUCAUCAGCAUCGCCGCGGCGGCUGCGGCCUGUCAACAAAUCCGCGGCCUCCACGUGACCCUCUGAAGGCGGCCGGGCCGAGCGAGGAGGGAGCCCCGCGCAAGCAAACAAAGCAGGCCGGGAGACGACGACGACGAAGAGGAAGAAGGGACGGAGAAAGAGGCGCCAUCCAUCGCAGACGGGCUUACCUUGACAACAACAAAGCAGCGGAAGGAAGCAAGCAAGGGCGAGCUGAGGAGCAGAAAGAUAAGACGUUGCUGAGGAAAAAAGAAGCAGGAGCUGAGGAGAAGCAGAAGGAAAACGAGAAGACGUUGUUGCUGCUGCUGCUUUUGGCUGACUGGCUUCUCAGGCUUCAGGCCUCUGCUUUCCCCCUUGUCUUCCUGACUGACUUCUCAGGCUUCGGGCCUUUACUUUGCCCUUCGUCUUCCUGACUGACUGACUUCUCAGGCAUCGGGACUCUGCUUUUCCCCUUCCUGACUGACUUGACUGGCUUCAGGCCUCGGCUUUUUCCCUUUCUGACUGGCUUCUCAGGCUUCGGACCUUGGCUUUCCUUGACAACAACAAAGCGAAGGAAGGAAGGAAGGAAGGAAGGAAGGGCGAGCUGAGGAGAAGCAGGAGGAGAAAGAGAAGCUGCUGCUUCCGACCGGCUGGCUUCUCAGGCUUCAGGCCUCUGCUUUUCCCCUUUCUGUCUGACUUGGCUGGCUGACUGGACUGUCUUCCCUCCUUCCCCGCCGCUAAAAUGGCCGAGGGUGGCCUGCAGCUGUGAGGGGAAGGCCCCGCUCCGCCGCCAUGAGCGCCUUCGCCCUGGAGGAGACUCUGGAGGCCGACUGGGUGGCGGUCCGCCCGCAGGCCUUCCAGGAGCGCGAGCGGCACAAGUUCGCCUUCAUUGUGGCCUGGAACGAGGUCGAGGGCCGCUUCGCCAUCACCUGCCACAACCGGACGGCGCAGCGGUCCCGGGAGCUCCGCCGCGGGGCCUCCUCGUCGGCCCGCAGGAGCACCCCGGCCUCCCCCGCGCGGGGCCAAGGCAGCCCCGGGGGUCGCGUAGCCGAGGCGCCGCGGGCGAGGAGCAUCCCUUCCCGGAGGCCUCCUCCCACUCCUCCGCCUCCUGAGUCUCCAGUAAGCGAGCUGGAGGUCCUGGAGCUCAGCCACGACGUCUCUCCUUUGCCACCCGGGGAAGAGUGCAGCUGGGCCGGGCUGUUCUCCUUCCAGGACCUGCGCGCCGUGCACCAGCAGCUGUGCUCGGUCUCGUCCGAGCUGGAGCCCUGCCUGCCCGCGCUGCCCGAGGAGCCCUCCGGGAUGUGGGCCGUGCUCUUCGGGGCGCCCGAGCUGAGCCAGCCCGAGAUGGACGCCCUCUGCGCCCAGCUGCAGGUCUACCUCGGCCACGGGCUCGACACCUGUGGGUGGAAGAUCCUCUCCCAGGUGCUCUUUGCCGAGACCGACGACCCCGAGGAAUACUAUGAGAGCCUGAGCGAGCUGCGGCAGAAGGGCUACGAAGAGGUGCUGGCCCGGGCCCGCAAGCGCAUCCAGGAGCUCCUUGAAAAGCACAAGAAUACAGAAAGCAUGGUAGAACUACUUGAACUAUAUCAAUUGGAAGAUGAAGCAUAUAGUAGUCUUGCUGAAGCCACCACAGAACUCUAUCAGUAUUUGCUGCAACCUUUCAGAGACAUGAGGGAGCUUGCCAUGCUCAGGAGACAGCAAAUAAAGAUUUCCAUAGAAAAUGAUUACUUAGGACCCAGAAGAAUUGAAAGUCUCCAAAAGGAAGAUGCGGACUGGCAGCGGAAAGCCCACAUGGCUGUACUUUCCAUUCAAGAUCUUACUGUGAAGUAUUUUGAAAUAACAGCAAAAGCACAAAAGGCUGUGUGUGAUCGAAUGCGAGCAGACCAGAAGAAGUUUGGUAAGGCUGCAUGGGCAGUGGCAGUGGAACGAAUGGAAAAACUUCAGUAUGCAGUUUCUAAGGAGACAUUGCAGUUGAUGAGAGCAAAAGAAAUUUGUUUGGAACAGAAGAAACAUGCAUUGAAAGAAGAGAUGCAGAGCUUACAAGGGGGCACAGAAGCCAUUGCCCAUUUGGACCAACUUGAAGCUGACUAUUAUGAUCUGCAACUUCAGUUGUAUGAAGUGCAGUUUGAAAUUUUGAAGUGUGAAGAAUUGCUGCUGACAGCACAGCUUGAAAGCAUUAAAAGACUUAUUUCAGAAAAAAGAGAUGAAGUAGUAUAUUAUGAUACUUACGAAAGUAUGGAAGCCAUGCUUGAAAAAGAAGAUAUGGCAGCAUCUAUACACUUGCAAAGAGAAGAGUUACAGAAAUUGCAACAGAAGGUCCGGCAACUAGAAGCAAGACGUGGGCGCAUUUCAGCCAAGAAGGCCUACCUCAGAAAUAAAAAGGAAAUCUGCAUUGCAAAAAACAGUGAAAAAUUCCUGCAGCACUUUCAGACUGAGGAAGAGUCGCAGCAUACUGCUAUGUUUAAGAGGGAGCGAUUGCAAGCUGAGGAAGAACGUAAAAGCUCAUGGGUUAGUCAGGAACGGCAGAAAACACUGGACAGACUUCGGACAUUUAAACAGCGCUACCCUGGACAGGUAAUACUCAAAUCAACCAGGCUUCGCCUGGCCCAUGCAAGAAAAAAAAGUACAGCUUGUUCAACUCCAUGUGCAGAUCAAUCCCUGUCUUCACCAGUAACUAUGCAGACUGAAAAUUUGGGGGAAGAGAAACUGAUCCAGCCUUUGCUAACCCAGGAGCCUAGGAGUUUAGGACAACUUGAAGAUACCUUUUUACCUCCCUGUGGUCUUACCUCGGAAUUUUCUCAAACGACUUCUCUUCCAAUGCCCGUCAGUAAUAAUAUUCAGCCUGAUACAGUCCAGGAGGCUCCCCUUCCUCCUCCGCUCCCGCCCCCACCUCCCCCACCUUUGCCCAUCAAGGAGGAAUCAACUCAGUGUGCCGACAAAAGCACAAGCCCCAUCAAACAGGACAGCAUGGAGAAGCCAUCACUACUGAACACUAUUGCACCGUCAGCUCAUUUCUUUGAUAGCAGCCAGUUGGUCAGUGCCAAGAAAAAACUGAAGAAGACUGGUGAUCUAGAAGGGAUGCAGAGGAGGAGAGUAAGUUCCCCAAUGGAUGAGGUAUUGGCCUCCUUGAAACGAGGUAGCUUCCAUUUGAGGAAAGUUGAACAGAGAAACCUCCCUCCUUUCCCGGAUGAAGAUGACAGCAACAACAUCUUGGCACAGAUACGAAAAGGUGUGAAGCUGAAGAAGGUGCAAAAGGACAUUAUGAGGGAGUCGUUCACAAUUUUGCCUGAUGAUGACCCUUUGACCCGCAGCAUCCACGAAGCUCUACGGAGAAUUAAAGAGGCAUCACCAGAGUCUGAAGAUGAGGAGGAGAAUCUGCCUUGCACAGACUGGGAAAAUUAAGAUCGAAGGAUUCCACACAACAGAUCUAAGGAUUCCACAGUGAUUAUCCUUUCACCACUGAACAUUCAAAGUCAACAGUUUGAUUACCAUCUUCAGCGCAAGGAAAAGCUUUCUCUGAUUGAGCAUUUUGAUAUUUCCAUUUAGAGCCGGGGUUACCUUUAAAAAUCAUGAUAGAAGUUUCUGGUUGGACCAAAACUCACCUUCUUUAGGUAGGCUUUUUGCUUAACUAUGAGGAGACUACACCUUUCCAGAUAUUUUCUGAUUCUUCACUCACUUUUUACAUUUGUGUGAAAUAACAAUUCAACAGGAAUGGCAGCAAAGCUUUGACCUAAUGUAAGUUACCAGGAAAUUAUGCCUUUGAUUCACUGAAGAUUUUGCCACUGAAAACUCAACAUGCAACUUUGACAUCCGCUAAUUUAUGCAACAACAGAAAUUCACCCAAAGCACUUCACUUCUUACCAUAUUUUCCAUACAGGAGAUGGUUUUCAGAGAGAAAACGUUGAUUAAUUAUUCAUAGUAGAAAAUACAAAUUAAUUUGAAAAUGAGAACAAAUUGCUGUACGAAGUAAUGGAAAGUACCCUAAGAAACACAUAAGAAUGUAUUUGUUUACAGCUGAGAACAUUUAAACCGGUAUAUAACAGAACCUUUUAGAAGGCCAUGUAUACUGUGUACAUCUUAUAUUUUUGAAUUAGAUUUCUCCGUGCUCUUAUUAAUAGUAACAUUUUAAUUGCAGGGCUGUGUUAUAAAAAAGUUACAUAAAUUUUUAUUUAUAGAAGCAAUAUUUUGUAAUGAGAAUACUUAAAAUUAUUUUGUCUAUUAGUUUAACUGUUCUUUGAUUGCUCUAAGAAAUCUUUAUUUAAGAAGGAUGAAAAACUGACAUAAAAUUUUGCUUUUAUGUUGAACAUUAAUUAUAUUUCAUUAUUCUUGUUCAUUGUUAGAUGUAUUUCAAUUACGUAACACCCUGCUUAUUGGAAAAUACGCUUCUUGUUAACUCUGGUUGUCCAAUGGUCUAAUGGAAGCAUUGCCUUCAGUGCAGUGAAUUAUCUAAAGCAACGUAAUCCCCAAACAGCAUGACUAAUAGCUGCAGGCAGCUCGUUUUAUAAUACCAAAAUACUGAACAGUAUUUCUACAUCCGGACGAAUGUUGCCGUUAUUAAAACUCCUGAUGAAAAACUACUUGUAGAAGAAUCUUGAGGUUUUUAAUGUAUACGUUGCUUGGGAAUCAAUUAUUCAUUAUGUAAGAAACCAAUCCAUUUUUCAACAAUUUGUCAUACUCAUUCCUUGUUAAGUGUAGCUUCCAUGAACUAUGUAUUUUCAAAGGAACAUGUAAACUCACUUAUCUUUCAGAACAAGAGGUUAAAUUUCUUGUUCUUUUCCCUUUUAAAAAUAGUUGAAGUACUGAGAAUACUGACAGAUACAUUGCAUACCUUAGUCCUCUUGAACCCUUGGGUCUGCAACAGAGACCACUUUAACCAAUAAUAGUAGCACUACCCAGUAUUUUUAUGGAUCACCUGUCAUGCUGCUGGCAGGUGUACUUUUUCACAUGCUUGCUUAUUGCCUUAUAUUGUCUGAAAUUUCUAAAGGAAAGCUUGAGAACAGCAUGCAUUCAGUUAAUAUAGGAGAACUUUUCUGCAGGGAGAAAAAAGUAUAUCAGUUGCAUCAUGCAUUGAACAUUAAUUUCCCAAAGAACAGAUGUCAUAGGUUUAUUUCCAACUUACUGCAUAUUAACCCAGAUUGCAUUAUAGUAUGUGAUUCUAAUCUCAUACAAUGCAGGGUUUGGUGGCAAUAAUUAAAUAGCUGCAAAUUUAUCUUUUAACCUUUUGCAUAAAAUGUAUUGUAUGUAGUCGGUGUGCCUUUGCCGUUUAGUCACCCUACACUCCCUACAUUUCCACUAUAUGAUAUACUGUGUUUGAACUCUCAGCCAUGGCACAAAACAUGGACUUCUAAAAGUUGAGAUGGCGUGUGGAUCAUGUAAAACUUUGCACAAUCAUAGCAGAAGCUUCAAGAAGCACGUGUCAGUGGCCAGGCCUUUUAAGAUAUUAACAAUAGGAGGAGACAAAAACUUGAUUUUUUUAUAUAAAAAAGAAGCAGUACUCCUUGCCUUUGCACUGUUUUGCAUCCACAAAUUUUGAAUUCGUGUGAGAAGUUUAUGAAGCUUUCAAGAUGAUUGUACUGUGUUCAGGCUUGAUAUAUCUGAGAUGUUUGCCUUGAAAACUGCAUGUUUUUUUUUAAAAUAACUGUUUGACAGUUGAAUUUGUGCAAGAACAUGAAACUGGCUUGGAUCUGUAAAAAUGGCUUAUUCAUAGGAACAUAUUUUUAUAUAUUGGCUGCUGUACAAUAGUUGAUUUCAUAUUCAGAGUUUUCGUUGCAGUUGUAUAUUCUUUCAUGAUCCAUUAGGAAGACGAGAUUAACCUGGCUCUCGGUUAACACUGAAGGUUUUACACAAAUCUGUCAGAUCUUAAGACCAUGUCUUUGUCUCCAUCUGCAACUUACUUACUAAAUUUGCAAGCUUUAGAAUAAUAGUAAUUCCUAUUUUUUUUAUUUCACACCAAUGCAUCUGAAAGCUCCCAGUAGGUUACAGUCUGUGAAUCUGCAUUUCCCAGAACAAGUUUGGAAAAUAUGUAAGCGGUUAAGAAGAAAACUUGGCUCAAUGUUUGAAUUGAUUGAAGUUCAAAUCUGCAGCUGAUAAAUGUGCAUGAAAAAUGCAUUUCAGUAUUUGUAUGGAACAGGUUAUCCUACAGUACUGUGAUCAUAUGUUAUAUUGGUUACUCACUGUUUGUAAUCACCUUCUGUUCCACAUUAUAGUCUGUAUCUCAAAUUGGUUGAAUAUAGUCUAGAUCUAGCUGGAUAUUCCUGGAGUUGGUUAUGGACUUUCUCAAGGAACAAUAAAUGCCAGGUAAUAAGUGGUGUAGUGUAAGAAUUGUGUAAUAUGGGGACCAAGGCACGGAGACGUCUAUUUCCAUGAAAAAAUGUUUAUUAUGUUGAAGGGGAACAGCAUUGUUUGUUGAAGUGGUUUCAUCUUCUGCUGAAUAAUCCCAUGAGUCUUUAAUUUUAGUUGCUUGGCUUAUUUGUAUAAGUAACUUCAAUAUUAUUUAACAUAGCUAGGUUUGCUUCUUAAUUCAACUGUUUAUUCAGAGCUAUUCAAAACAGCUUAUAUAAUUAAAAAGAGAGAGGUAACCACAAAAAUGUAACAGCAUGAAAAUCAUGUCUUGCAGGGCUAGAGGGAGUGAAUCACCUUAAAGAGCUUUGCUCUUGAGCUUUGUCUUACGUUGACACUUGCCUCGAGUCCCACUGAGUUUUUAAUACAGUCCUGUGAAAAGAAGAAACACACGAAUAGUCAGCUUUUUAUUGUUUAUUUGCACUGAUUUUAAAGAGUGAAUUGUAAAUUAAAGCUAUUUGGAUUUAUGAGCACAUUUUAUUCUUACUGUAAUGUGUUUGUAGUUCAGUUACCUGUGUUAGUCAUAAUGCUCUCAGAAGCAUGAAGCAAGAUAGAUCUAAUGUUGGUAACUUGUCAAGCAAAUAGGCUUACGGGAAAGACUUGCAAGGAGAGACAUUUUUUUGCAAAUGUUAGAAGCACCUUAUUGAGAGCUUGUGAGAUGUAUUCAAAUGCUGCUAAAGUCAGUUGACAAUAGCUUGGUAUCAGUAUUGACCCCUGUCCAGUAGAAAAUAGUUUUGGGAAAGCACAGCGACAGGAAAUAUCGGAAUUUAAUGUGUUGUCCUGUUUCCUUGACAACUUCAAAUAUGCAGGAGGCAGCUGGGUACUUUUUUUGCUGCUCUCACAAUUCCAUGGGUUGGGCUUUAUUAGUAAGUCUUCUUUAGUCAAAAAAUGCAUUAUUUUAUUAAUGUGUUAACGGGUAAAUGCCACACUAGAUUACUUUAUUUUAUGAAAACAUUGAAGUUAAAAAUUUGCAACAGAACUAGGUAUUUUGCUACAUAAAACCUUACCAAAUUAAUAUUUGGAGUAUGGUGGUCAUUACACCAAUAUUUUUUGGAAAGCUGUUUUCUAAUGUUCUGCGCAACCCUGUUUUAAAAAUAAUCCACAUGGAAACUCUUGGCUUUGAAUUUUAAGGUGGGCAACAUAUAAACAAACCCCCCUUUAUGCCUGGCACAUAAAGGCCUUAAUAGGUCUACAAAUUCUCCAAGUCCUGCAUUUCAGAAAUGUAUUUAUUCACUGCUUCCAGUGUUUGCAUUGUCUCUGAUGUUGAACAUGAUUGAGGGCCUGUUUCAGGAAAUACUUUGCCCUAGUUUUGUACCCAGGGUGAAAUGAGUGGACUACAGACUGAAAUGACCUCUCCCCAACAUGGAGAGCCUUCUCUGAGCUGAUUCUGUCUUGCCAAUCACAUACUGAAAUAAUUGUGAGAUUAGUACAAAACAUACCCAAGCUACAAAUAUAGUCAAUAGGGGCAAUUGUGUGGUUCUGGCUGGCAGUAGAUUUUACAGAAUUUCACUUAGGACAGUGUUGGUUGGGGUGUUCUGGGAGCUGUGGCAAACAAAAAUUAACUUUCCCAGAGGGAUCAUGUUCUCUGUCAAUUUAUGGUCAUUUUAAUACUGUAUUUCUUCCAUUCUAAGAGGAACUUUGCCUCCUUAAACAUCUCUAAAAAUGUAGUGUGCGUGAGGGUGCAUCUUAGAAUUGCAGGUGCUUUAUGUAUUUUUGUUGUUGGUGGUGGGUACUGAAAUUAGCGUAUGUCUUACAAUCUAUGGAGUCUUACAGUUGAAGAAACACAGUACUAUAGGAACAAGCUGGGCAAGGAUCAAACUUCCGUGCUCUCUUCUUGCAUUGUUUUAUCCCAGCCAGAAUGAACUGGUUAGUUUAAAAUAGGUUUGCUGGAAAAACCUAAAUUAAACUAUUGUUUAUGGUGCUUGCAUAUUUAUGAUGAGUUCAUAAUUUCUUGAUUGAACAUUUAUCUCUCAGAUGGACUAAGCUCUUGCCUUUCAUCAGGAAGAACUUCCUCACUGUGAGAGCUGUUAGACAGUGAAACUCUCUGCCCCGGGCUGUGGUGGAGGCUCCUUCUUUGGAGGCUUUUAAGCAGAGGCUGGAUGGCCAUAUGUCGCAGGUGCUUUGAAUGCGGUUUCCUGCUUCUUGGCAGGGGGUUGGACUGGAUGGCCCAUGAGGUCUCUUCCAACUCUACUAUUCUAUGAUUCUAUGAUUCACCGCUUUGUUCAGAGAAAGAGAUGGUUUAUUUUCUGAUAAGAUUUACAGCUCAGUACUCACAUUGGCCCAUGGAUAAAUCAGCCCAGGUUUUUGGAGUUGGGUUUUUUAACUAAAAUUUCUAGACUUAUACAUGAGUAUCUAGGGUAUUUCUCAGAAUGGCUUUUAAAAGAAAGACCAGGUUGCAUCAUGAUCUUGGAGGCAGCCUUUGCGUAGACUUGGAAGAGAGAUAUUCCUAUGAAUAUCCAUCAUCUGCUGUUUAUUUGUAAAUAUCCCUUGCCAUGUAGAUGCAAAAAAGAUCACAUUCACUUUUGCUCCUGCAACUUAGAGCAAGGAAGUCAAUCCUCACUGGCUCUUAGAAACAGUGAUUGGCUACCAUAUCCAACCAAAGUUUCUGAAUCCUUUUUUAGCAAGACUGACUUACAGUGAUGGAAGGCGUGAGGUAUGCAUUAGUCUGAUCUCAUCUUGGGUAUAACUGGAGGUGUAGCAUUGCCUGAAUGUAUCCUGUGUGAAUAACUUGGUGAUUUCAGAGAAUAUAUGCAGUACUGGGCUGAACUGCCAUGGGCCCUAGUGAACAAUUAGAUCUGUCCAUUUGGUGCCUCUGUUCUCUGAAUCUCCUAUAACUGUUUGGGACAGCUCACCCCAGAAAAUGGACAGAGUAAUACAGAACAUCUACACUGAAUGACCUUUUUGAGUCUAUAAGCUUGUGGUUUUUACAAAGUAAUCACCGCAAGAAUCUUCACUGAAGGCUUUAAAUGUUUGAGUGUUUCACUUUUAAAAUGGUAAUAAAAUGUGCAAUUUCAGGAUUUGUAAUUGAAGUUAUGUGUUUACUGGGGUUUACCACUUGCUUAUAAUGUCAUCUGCAUCCCAUGUGGUUUUAAUUGCUAUGGUCUGGUUCCCUGGUAUUUUUGAUUAUAAGGAAUGGUACAAAUUUAGAUGCAAGCUUUCUUUCCCAUCCCAUUCCACUAUUCCCUUUCAUUUUUGUCAAAGUGUACAUACAGUACGCAUCUUUCACUUUCAGUGCUGGUUCAGACUGAAGGGAAACACUGUCUUGUACUGUCCUGCUUGGGCUAUUCCACUUAAUGCAAGUAAGAAAUAAGUUCUUCCUACAAGUUGUAAACUCAAUGGGAUUAGGGAAGGCGCAAAUCUUGACACCUUUAUCUCAGACAUCAUAGCUUGUAGCUAGUUUUUAAAAAUAUGUAGAAGAGCAUAAAAAUGUGUCACCUGCUACAUGCAGUACAAAGUGGUACUAUUCAGUAAUGACUAUCACAUAUUAUGUCUAUGCACUUGAAGUAGGUAAAGCAAGAUAUGUGAUGUUGAGAGACAUAGUAGAUACCUAGUGUGUUGUUUUGUUUUUAAAAUGAACACAGACACAAGGCUUCCCAAAUAAGUUUAGGACUGCUCUAUAUGUUUGGUAAUCUUCUUCCAACCCAACUCAAUUUUCCUGAUUAAUAUUAUCUGAAACUUGACUUCCUUGCAGGAGAACCUAGAACUACCCAAUGUGGAAAGCAGCAGAUUCAAAAGAGAAAGUAUUACAAUGGGGAAAUGAUGUAUGUGGAAUGGGUUAAACAAGGUCAUUCUGCCUCACUGUCUGCUUUUGCCUUUUUAAAAAAGGCAGAAGAUCCACUGAAAGACCCCCCAGUAUCAUGUUUUUACAUUCAUGUUGCUACAGCCUACAUAACACUUACCCUAUUUUAUGAGCUGCCAAGAGUGGAGCUGUGUUAGUAUGAAUGCAGAAAACUACUGAUUAUGUUGCAUGGGUAAACCUUGUUAAAUAUAAAUGGAACGUUUCAUUUUGAAAGCUAAAAAUAUAUAUCAAAAACCUGAUUCACCAUUCACUUAGGUGCAAAGAGUAGAGUAUAAAGCAGCACACUGUGCUAUGUUUCUUUAACACAGUUGUAUUUAAUGGACAUUGUAAAUGGACAUUGCAUUUCUAAAAUACUCCUGCAACUUGCAAUACCUUUAUAAUGCUCAAUGUUCUUAAGUAUUCAGCAAGACGCAUAAACUAAAUGAGCAUUAGCAAUAUUUUGCAUUUUUACCUGUUUGCCUUUUUGCUCCUCCCUCUCUCUAGUGCAGUCUUUCUGGAAAUUUAUUGUAUUGCUUCAUACUUCAGAAUAUUUUUAAACUACCAUGACUUCAGAAUUCAAACCUGUACCCAAAGUCCUGAAUGACUUGUCUCUUGUACAUGCAGUGUAACAACAUACUUUAAACGUUUUUGGUGCUUAAAAUGUUCCUUUGUUUUCUUUAAUAAUAAAGGAUAUUUAUUUGAACAAA
Molecule: messenger RNA, 10885 nt
Organism: Anolis carolinensis (green anole)
Lineage: Eukaryota; Metazoa; Chordata; Lepidosauria; Squamata; Anolidae
Gene: jmy
Product: junction mediating and regulatory protein, p53 cofactor
Exons: 12
Coding region: 854-3463 (869 amino acids)
Biological process (GO): positive regulation of apoptotic process; 'de novo' actin filament nucleation; intrinsic apoptotic signaling pathway by p53 class mediator
Cellular component (GO): cytoplasm; nucleus
Molecular function (GO): Arp2/3 complex binding; actin binding; transcription coactivator activity
Source: RefSeq, a predicted model, not a curated record